AGAGCAUGCCUUUAUUUUCUAAACAGCCCCGGAAAUCAUCUUCUGCAGCCUGCGUUACCUUGACAACUGUCCAGCUUCGCAGCCUCCUCUCCCUCAGGAUGACUGGGAGUGACGCAGGGCAGACGGAAAAAACUGGGUCUUGAAGGGAAGCGGGGCGGCGGGGAUGCUGGAACGACUUUAGCUUUUCUUUAUUUCACCGGUUUUAAAUCGGAUGCACGGCCUGGCUCUGCGCCCAGAGGACAUGAGAAUUACCUGUGUACAGGCUUUUCCCGUGACUGAUCAGUAGGAAACCAUCGCUUCAUCCUUGGGGCGGAUCAGUUUGGAUACAUUCCCAGGUUACGUUGAUUCCUGUAGUUACACAUGGACAACUAGUCCAGUCAUUUAUUUUUCUCACCGAACACCAGGUUCUGAGUCAGUAGGUGGGAUUUUUGAAUCCCCGUCUCUCCGUCAUUUCAGCAAAUCUCCACCAUGAAUUACUUGCGUCGACGCCUCUCGGACAGUAAUUUCAUGUCCAAUCUGCCCAAUGGCUACAUGACCGAUCUCCAGCGCCCCGACCCGCCGCAGCAAAGCCCCGCAGUGUCGCCCGGGCCGGCGGAGAGGCGCAUGCCCCCAGCUCAGCAGCAGCAGCCAUCUGCAGGUGGGGGCUCCGGUUUCUUCUCCUCUAUAUCCAACGCUGUGAAACAGACCACUGCCGCUGCGGCAGCAACGCUAUCCGAAGCGGCGGAUCGGGCUGGUGUCUCUAGUCAUGGCAAGAUCCUCUUGGUUAUCGACGACCAGCAGACUGACUGGGUGAAGGUCUUCAAAGGAAGAAAGAUCCAUGGUGAAUUUGACAUCAAGGUAGAACAGGCAGAGUUCUCAGAGAUCAACCUGGUGGCCAAUGCCAGUGGCACCUACAACGUCAAUUUUGAUGCCAUCAGGAGUGGGCAUAAGGUUACUAAAUCCUUUAGGCCAGACUUUGUGCUGAUCAGGCAGCAUGCUUUCAGCAUGGACAGGAAUGGAGACCAUCGCAACAUGGUGAUUGGACUGCAGUACGCUGGACUGCCAAGUGUUAACACUCUGCACUCCGUCUAUAACUUUUGUGACAAGCCAUGGGUGUUUGCUCAGAUGUCAAGACUCCACAAGCAGCUGGGCCCAGCGGAGUUCCCACUGAUUGAGCAGGUUUACUAUCCAAAUCAUAAGGAAAUGAUCAGCGCCCCUCAGUUCCCUGUUGUCGUAAAGAUGGGCCAUGCUCACUCAGGAAUGGGAAAGGUGAAAGUGGACAAUCAAUAUGACUUUCAAGAUAUUGCUAGUGUUGUGGCGCUGACCAAGACUUAUGCCACUUCCGAGCCUUUCAUUGAUGCAAAAUAUGACGUCCGCAUCCAGAAGAUUGGUAACAACUACAAGGCUUAUAUGAGGACCUCCGUUUCUGGUAACUGGAAAACUAACACCGGGUCUUCUAUGCUUGAGCAGGUGGCCAUGUCAGACAAGUACAAAUUGUGGGUGGAUUCAUGUGCAGAUAUCUUUGGUGGGUUGGAUAUCUGUGCUGUGGAGGCUCUACAUGGUAAAGAUGGCAAGGACUACAUUAUAGAGGUCGACGACUGUUCAAUGCCACUGAUUGGGGACCAGCAGGACGAGGAUCGAGUUCAGAUUGCAGAACUUGUGGUUUCUAAGAUGCAAGAGACUGUUCCACGUACUCCCAGUUUUUCCUCUGUCCGGGCUGCAGCAGGACAGCCAGCACAGAAAGCAGUUUCGCCUCAGCCAGUCUCACAGCCCAGAGUACCACAGGCUCAACAGCGCCCCUCACCUCAGGGUGGUCCCCAACAAAGUCCCCCAUCCCAGCAGCGCCCACAGCCACAAGGCCAGCCUCCUGCACCAACUCAGCAAUCUGCUGCCACCCCGGGUACUGCUGAGCCCAGUUCUCAGGCAAAGGUUAACCAAGGCCCUUCAGCCCAAUCCCGAGCCCCAGGUCAGGGUGCUCCUCAGCGAAGUCAGGGAGGUUCCCCUCAAACUCAGAGACAGCAGUCUGUCUCCCAGCAGCAGAAACCUUCUGGUGGGGGUCCUAGCCAGAAAUCUCCUGGUGGGCAGCAACAGCACCAGAAACCUGCCCCACUCCCUAGGCAGCAAUCGCAGGGGGGAUCACAGCAGAAGGUCCAGCCAAGCCGUCCCGGGCCACCAACCACCCAGCAGCCGAGACCUGCCGCUCAAGGUCAGGGUGGCCCAGGAGGACGGCCCCCUCUGCAGCAAAAGCCCCAGCCCCCACAGAAGCCCAGUCAGGACGGCCCCGCCAUGGGCGGCUCUCCACAACUAAACAAAUCCCAGUCUCUUACCAAUACCUUCAACAUUCCAGAAAUCCCAGCGCCACGAGCCAGCCUUAACCAGGAUGAGGUGAAGGCUGAAACCAUACGCAAUCUACGCAAAUCUUUUGCCGGUCUUUUCUCAGACUGAGCUGGCAUCAGAUCCUCCCAUCCCUCUUUCUUCCUCCGGCUAAGAGAUAAACGGACCAGCAAAUUGUUGGAGAGACCCCUUCUCCAACCCCCCGGAAAAAAGAAAGGACCAACAGAAUCUCCAAUUCAUGAGAAAGUGUACACACUUGACACCCACUGCCCAAACAAUUGUUACCUAUUAGAGUGAACAAAAGGUAGAAUAGAGUCAGGUGCUGUGGUGUUUCAAACAUUUCCUGCCUUGCUUAAAGCUUAACUGGGUCAUCAUAUCAAACCUCACAAAAGCCUAUAUAUGUGCAUGCAACAACCAUUAACUAAAAUCAGAAACAAAGCAACACAAUCCUGCUUCCUCUUGUUUGUUGGUGCUGUAAAUUCAUUGUGUUAUUUGUGGUCAAAAAACUGAAGGACUGUACAAAUGUUAUUGGGAUGAGGAAAAUAGUACUAGUUUUUCCUAUUCUUAAGUAAAACCCUGUUUUAGUGAAAAUUGUUACAAUUUAUACUAAAAUGAGAGUGAAGAAAAUACAUUUCCUUUUCCUGAAAAGAGCUGUUGUGGCAAUAAAGGUGGGCUGUAGGCCUUGUGAUGAUUAAAUGAAGCAGGUACUUUACCUUAGAAUAAAAUGACUAAAGCACAGGCAAAGACUGUUGCACUUUAUUUCUAAGUUGAAAAGUUAACAGAAAUGUUAUUAGGUGUAGCAAAGGUGUAGAGGAAGGCACAGAAAUAAAAAUAGCACAGCUGAAGCGGAAUCUCCACUUCUUUCUUUUUUUGUACAAGCUAGCGUUAGCUCCACAGUAUAGCUAGCUGGUACAGUAAGUUAGAGAAGUCACAAUAUAAAACGCCCAUGGACCAUUGGUUUAAGAAUGAUAAAAUGUACCAGGAUUGCAUUAAAACACUGCAAUAAAUAACAUCUGAAUCAUAACUUAUUAAAGGAAACUCCCUAUUAUUUAGGAGAAAGAAAACAGAUGGGAUAAAAGAGUUUCUACAUAUUUAUUCUGCAUCUUAACAGAAUGUAUCUUCUGUCAGAUAGGAGCAGCUAAAAGGGUGAAUAUCAAGGUAGAUACCAAGUUAUGGUUACAAAAUUGCAAAAAACUUUUCAUCUUUCUGUUCCUGUGCUUUAAAGUCUUUUUAAUGAGAUGCCAGAGAAUGACCGGAGUUUUUUCCCAAUGUUUGAAGCAUAAAGUAGCGCCACAAUCGACCCUCUCAAUUUCACAGCUAUUGCUACGUCCUGCUAGUUGCACGUAUACUUUUCAAAUUGUUAUUACUGAAGUAAAACAAUAUUUGAUUCCAUUUUUUAAUUUAUGCUAUUCUGCUUUAAAUAAAAGUAAUUAGCUUUUCAUAUGUUUGUAUACAAUAUCUGUUAAUGGGUUGCUUCUAUGAAACCUUUGUAUUUUAAUCAAGGUUAUUAUAUCAUAAAAACCCAUUCUUAGCUGUGAUAUUGUUAAUGAUAGGUUUAAUUACUUUUUGAAUGUUUGCCAUUUUGGCCAUAUACUUAUUGCACUAAGUAUGUUCAACAGAACAGUUUUCAAUAUUAGUCUUAAUUAGGAUUAAUAGCUUUCACAAACAUUUCUUAUAGCAAUGAAUAAAACCCUGCUGGGGUAGGAUGAAAGUCUGUGAAAGCAAAAGUAAUAGCACUCGACAAGAAAUGUACAGUAUGUGUGCUAGUAAUUAAACUUUAAAGUAUUCAUUCCCAAACCAUUCAGCUUCAGCCCCACAACAUAUGAAUUUGUGAACCUAAUAACUGACUGAGUAUCCAAUAUAGGCAUUACUAAUAAGUCAUUUAAACAGGGGAAUAAUGACAAUACAAAUAGCAUCAACAACAAAGAUAUUGUUUUAUCUCAUGAUAUCAUGGCAUGUUUUUUUUAUGUUUUUCUACUUUUAAAGCUUGAAUACACUUUGAACAUUAUAGUUUUUUUUAAUUUGAGUUCCAAGGAAAAUCUCAAGAUCCCACAUUUGUUCAUUUGCAUACUCCAGUGGGGUCCCGACCCUAUCGGAUCCCCUGCCUCAUACAUUCCCAUAACCCCCCUCCCAAGGUUGCUACCUGGUGCUUGUGUUAGUCUAAGUAGUUUAAGCAGGUUUAAGCAGAAAUUAAAAUGAGAACAGAUAGAUAUCCUAUCGUAAUAUUAUGAGAAUUUGCCACUUGAAAAAUUCAAAAUCCUACCACCAUCUGCCUCAAUAAUGUUUGUACAGUGCACUUCCACAGCUCCCCACAGUGUUAGCAAACACUAUAGAUGUGCUCGAGCCGUUUUGAGUGCUCACAGUGAUGUCUUAGCUGCAUGUCUAUAGGAGGCAACUGUUGCGUUUUCCAGCAUCUCACUUUGGCGCUUGUAACUUGUGUCGUCACAUGUAGUGGAUUAGUCAGUCAAGUAGGUGUUGUGAGUAAGUUGUCACUCUCACUCUUCUUCCUUUAAUUUUUACUACACACAAAUGAAACACUUUAGACCUUAAAAAAGAAAGCACGCCUUAGACAGACAAGAACGUCAGAUCAAAUGGAGUGGUCUCAGGGAUGUCCACUUGAUUGUGACACUUGUGCGUGGCUGAGGGUCUUCCAUUUUCAGGCAUAAUGUGGCUCUUUACAGAUGAUGAGGGAUACUUUUGCACACAUAGACAGCAAAAUCUUACUUGAAAACAAUGUCGUGCACAAAUACAAACAUAUGAGGUUUGCAUUUUCAGGUUUAUUUAUGGGGCACUUGAUAAAGCAACAGCUCACUAUUUUCUCUCUGAGGUGGUGCUGGGCUGCAGAGGGAAGCAGCAUGGAAGGGGAUGGCACAGUGGAAAACUGUCUACAGGUUUUACAAUAAGUCUGGCUGAAUGCAGGGCUUGUAGGGGUUUUGCAAUUUCACUCCAAACUUGAGUCUGUUUUAUAAAUCUCAACAGCUGCUUCCAACACUGCUUCCUACUCGUUCAUAGAAGCUUACCCUUAUACUCAGCCAAGGAAUGUUGCAUACAUAUUUGAGAAUCAUCUAUACAAUAAUAAAAGCAAAACAGUGUAAUAGAGGAUGUUUCUCUGCAUAGGUUUUAACACGCACUCUGCAGAAGCUUUCUCUAAUUACUAUGGAAAUCCAAGUUGUUACUGAAAAACAAUUCUGUUGCCAGACACUAAACAUGUCUUCCAGAAAGAGUGCAUUGCUCUUGAAUCUUCAUGUAGAGCUGCAAUAACCUGCUUUUUAGAGAAGCAAUGAGUGAUUAAUAAUAUGAACGAGCCCUGAUUCCCCUGCAGGUUUUUGUCCACACCGCCUAUGCUUGUCGGUCCGUUCGUGUAGCCACAGCGACCCCCUUAUGCUCAAUUGUGCAUAAAUGUGUGAAUGUCCAAACCAAAUAGAUGUGCUGUAAAGAGCUCUGAGUGAAGUAGAUCUUCUCCCCCUGCUGCUAUUUGUGCUUGUUGAUGUUAGGUGUGCUGGCAAAUUGUUCAGUUUUUAUUUUAGAAGUGCAUAAAUGCUUUUUUUUCUUAUUAUUGCAUUCCUUUUGUAAAAUCUGUGAGGUUCUACAAUAUGGGGCUUGUAAUGUUAUGCAUUAAUUGAUUCAGGGUAUCAUUUUUCAAUGUCACAACUCAGCGUCAAUGCAUAUUGUUGUCUGAUUUAUUACAGUCUAUAAUGUGCAAAAGCAAUGUGCAAAAGUAAGCCAUCACAUUUAGCAUGGAUGGUCAUUUAAAGAAAAACACCCUAGGAGGCCUCUUUGCCAUUCUGAGACCUGUCCCAGAUGGACAGAAUGAGCAGACGCAGCAAUGCAAGGAAGUUUUUUUUUUUUUAGGUUUUGGAUGUUCAUGAUUUUAUUAUUUACCGUGGCUAUAUUUGACUGUGAAUGUACUUUUUUUCCUUUCAUACAUAUCAUUUUAUUGUUUACCUAUUGCACUGUAUAAUCAUUGUGAAAAUAUAAAAUCAUUAUGAACUUGUGAAUGGGUGAAAACAGUCAGUCGAUGCCUGCCAUAUUUAAGUCGUUCCACCCUAAAUGUGAAAAAGUGCAAACGUCUGAGGUUUCUUGUCAUCAAAGACAAGACGAUGCAUCAUAUAAUUCAUGGUGGAUUAUUGAAUUAAGUGUAAAAAGAAAAUAGAUGUUAUAUGCAAUAUAGCUAUAUAAUGUGAAAAUGAAUAUGUUAUUGAAACAUGGACAUGUCCAAUAAAGUCUAUGACCAAAUACAAA
Messenger RNA from Girardinichthys multiradiatus, 6555 nucleotides. It is a transcript of the gene syn1, whose product is annotated as synapsin I. The coding region runs from base 469 to 2424 and encodes 651 amino acids. The record is from RefSeq and is a predicted model, not a curated record. NCBI's taxonomy places the organism in Eukaryota, Metazoa, Chordata, Actinopteri, Cyprinodontiformes, Goodeidae. Gene Ontology annotation, molecular function: metal ion binding; ATP binding. Gene Ontology annotation, biological process: neurotransmitter secretion. The transcript is spliced from 14 exons. Gene Ontology annotation, cellular component: synaptic vesicle membrane; synaptic vesicle.